AUGGCUUCUGAGAAAGUUGAGACAGUUAUUGCUGGUAAUUAUUUGGAAAUGGAAAGAGAAGGAGAAGAAACAAAUUCAAAUAAUUCUGUGAGAAACAAAUUAUCCAAUUUUUUUUGGCAUGGUGGAUCUGUUUAUGAUGCAUGGUUUAGUUGUUCUUCUAACCAGGUUGCUCAAGUGUUACUUACACUUCCAUAUUCAUUUUCACAACUUGGAAUGUUAUCUGGAAUUUUGUUCCAACUUUUCUAUGGUUUGAUGGGAAGCUGGACUGCUUAUCUUAUAAGUGUGCUCUAUGUUGAGUACAGAACUAGAAAAGAAAGAGAAAAAGUUGACUUCAGAAAUCAUGUUAUUCAGUGGUUUGAAGUUCUUGAUGGACUACUAGGAAAACAUUGGAGAAAUAUUGGCCUCUUUUUUAAUUGCACUUUUCUUCUAUUUGGAUCAGUCAUUCAACUAAUUGCAUGUGCAAGUAACAUAUAUUAUAUUAAUGACAAUCUUGAUAAGAGAACUUGGACUUAUAUAUUUGGAGCAUGUUGUGCUACAACAGUGUUCAUUCCUUCAUUCCACAAUUACAGAAUUUGGUCAUUUGUAGGCCUUCUUAUGACUACUUACACUGCAUGGUAUCUUACCAUAGCUUCUCUUCUCAAUGGACAGGUUGAGGGAGUGAAGCACUCAGGACCAACAACAAUGGUUCUCUACUUCACUGGGGCUACAAACAUUCUUUACACCUUUGGUGGCCAUGCUGUCACAGUGGAAAUAAUGCAUGCAAUGUGGAAGCCACAAAAGUUCAAGACAAUAUAUUUGAUAGCAACAAUUUAUGUGUUAACACUAACAUUGCCAUCAGCAAGUGCAGUGUAUUGGGCUUUUGGAGAUGCACUUCUCACCCACUCUAAUGCUUUGGCUUUGUUGCCAAAGACUAAAUUUAGAGACUCUGCUGUCAUUCUCAUGCUUAUUCAUCAGUUUAUUACAUUUGGAUUUGCAUGUACCCCAUUGUACUUUGUAUGGGAGAAGUUCAUUAGAGUUCAUGAGACAAAGAGCUUAUUUAAAAGAGCAAUGGCAAGACUCCCUGUGGUUAUUCCAAUAUGGUUUUUGGCAAUUAUUUUCCCAUUCUUUGGGCCUAUCAACUCCUCUGUUGGAUCUCUUCUUGUUAGCUUCACAGUCUACAUUAUUCCUGCCUUAGCACACAUGCUUACUUUUGCUUCACCAUCAGCUAGAGAGAACGCGGUGGAGCAACCACCAUCAUUCUUGGGAAGGUGGGUUGGGUUAUAUUGUACCAACAUAUUUGUUGUGGCAUGGGUUUUUAUUGUUGGUUUUGGAUUUGGAGGGUGGGCAAGUAUGGUCAAUUUUGUACAUCAAAUUAACACUUUUGGACUCUUCACUAAGUGUUAUCAAUGCCCUCCACAUAAGGCUUGA
Messenger RNA from Solanum lycopersicum (tomato), 1407 nucleotides. RefSeq names its product auxin transporter-like protein 3 (gene LAX3). Gene Ontology annotation, biological process: amino acid transmembrane transport. Lineage: Eukaryota; Viridiplantae; Streptophyta; Magnoliopsida; Solanales; Solanaceae. Gene Ontology annotation, cellular component: membrane. The record is from RefSeq and is marked validated. Gene Ontology annotation, molecular function: amino acid transmembrane transporter activity.